Molecule: messenger RNA, 2312 nt
Organism: Peromyscus leucopus (white-footed mouse)
Lineage: Eukaryota; Metazoa; Chordata; Mammalia; Rodentia; Cricetidae
Exons: 2
Coding region: 758-1516 (252 amino acids)
Source: RefSeq, a predicted model, not a curated record
AAUUGGGGAGCGGGGUGGAGAGUUCUGGGCCUUAGAAUGGACACAGUGCCACCACCAGAUGUCGCUCCAUCCCAAAGACCCAGAUGGGGCAACCCAGGAAGCCAAAAUCCAGCUCUUUCAUAUUUUCCCUUAUUUGGAGUAGAUUCUUGGAUGUUAGACACACCCCGCCCACCUCCACCACCCCCACCAUCAGACCCCAAUCCAGGCCCUCCCACAGGGAAACUAUAGGCCCAAGCCCACCAGCUAUACUAGGAUCCUGAAGAGCUGUUUCUAGACCUGUGUAGCCAGGGGGCGCCAGGAGGGAAGAAAGCAGAAAAUCUCCAAAGUAAAACAGUGCCCAUAAGGCAAAUCCAGGUGUAACAGGAGAGAACGUUGAUUUCCUGAACUCUCACCUUGGCCAGACUGCUUGGAGCUGCAAGAUACUGCGGGUGGAUUUCACCCACUUUUUCUGGCCCAGGUCUGGCAUUGGGAUCUGGGAACGUUGGUGCUUAUGUUCUGGCUGGCAAUGACCAUCAUACUCAGAACCAAUAUGAGAGAGGACCCAAGAUCCAGGCUUGAAAUCUAGCUGGCUAAACCCUGCCACAGCCCCGGAAUCGGCUCCUUGUGCCCAAACCAGCAGGGGACUCAUCAUCUCUCAUAUCCACCCUUAGCAUUGGCUGGAAAGUGUUCUUCCAAGUUGCCAUUCACCCUUAUCCCAAUCAAGGUACUAGUCUCAAAAGACCUUUCUUUCUCAGAUAAGCACGCAAAUAACCAGUUUAUGGGUACCCACGCCUGUACCCAUCUCCUGCCAAACUCUCAGAUACCAUCCCCUCUUUCAGGAACCCCACUGGUCUCGAGCUCCCAGAUUCCUGAGCACAGACAUAAGUGUGUGGUAAACUAUGCAAAGCUACCUCUGGACACUAAGGCGAUGCCUGGGACCUGUAUCCACACCCAAGCUGCACCUGGCCUCGACCUCUCUGCCUACUUUCCAGACAUCUACCCAGCUCGCAAGCGGCACGCUCACUAUCCAACCACUAUCCGGCAUGGAGCUGGCCACGGAGCCCUCACCUGCUGUCCCUGCAACCGCGGGGUGGCGCCCAGCUCUCCGCACACGAGCCGGAAGCCUCAGAGCUUUGCUGGCGUCCACUGCGCCGCUGCGCGCCUCCACGCGAAUGUGCCGCUGCAGCCCGCCUUCUUGUUGGCCGCAUCCCCGCCCCACGUCCGCCCCGCGCGGGGCCGGCCAAGCCUGGCCCGGCAAGAAAGCCUUAAUUGUGGGUCACUUCCAAGAUUUUUCCCCAUUAGCCAUACCUGCCAAGGGCUACUCCUUCUGAGGAAGAACUUACCAGAGAUCCACAGAAUGCCCUGCACAAAUCCUUCUAGCCCCUCUGACAAAUCCUGGAUGAGGUAUGAGGCCAUACUUUUGCAGCACCUAGGUGACCAGCUACUUCCUGGGGAGACUAUUUCCAUUAAUCACUCAACUUGGGGCUAUUGCAAAAGCCUCUUUCGACUCUGGGAUCUUGAUUUGUCUGCUGAAUGAUAGAGAAGGAAGCUACACUGCAAUGGGGCUAGACUUAAGCUCCAAGUAUGUGCAAGAAAACCACAGUUCAGCUUCCUGGUAACAUCUAUGAUAGAAUUUUAUAGUGGAGUAGUGGGAGGAUUAAGAGGCAGAGUGCUGAGGCAGGUGCAGAGGGUGCUCCUUAGGGAGAAGGCAAACCUAAAAUUCCUUGACCUCAUAAGGAAGCAGCUUGAUUCUGUAUGGGGGGGCAUAGGGGAGUACUGAGUAACCACUCUGUAUGCAGAAGCCUCUGGGAGAGGGGCCAGCACAGGGGGAGGGGGAUGCUGGGAAAACUGAUUUUGCCAAAACUAAAAACAUUUCAUGAAGCAGCCUCUGAAUGCGCAGAAUGUCUCUCUCUGUCCUACCCUGUCUCUUACUUACAUAUACUUCGGGCCAAGGUUCUCCUGUCUUUCCGUAAGACAGUAUCGUUUCCAGGGUUCAUACAACUCCAUUUCCAGGGACAAAUGAGGGCACUGUCUUUGAAAUCCAUCCAACAGUAACUCUUCAUUAACAACUUUGUAUGUGGUCAAAAUGGGGUUCCAUCUCCUCACCAUUGCCUUCUUUAAACUUCCGUAGAGAAUUGGCCUGUGACCUUCACCAAAGUACCCAUCAGGCCAGUCUAGAACUGACCAGAGUACUUGCUAUCACUAACAUUUAAAACAAUGGUUCUUGAUCUGUGGGUCUCGAUCCCUUUGACAAUCUUUUUCUCCAAAAAUAUUUACAUUAAGGUUCAUAACAAUAGCAAAAUUAUAGUUGUGAAAUAGCAAUGAAAAUAAUU